AUGUCGUCGACCCGGCGGCUCGUGCUGCCUGCUGUCCACAAGCUCCGAUCCCGCCGCCGCCUCUCCUCCACCUCCUCUCCCACCCCCAACACCCCAAACGCCGCCGCCAUCCUCGCCAACCUCCUCCACGGGCACACCCCCUCCACCGCUACGCUGUCCCUCCUCCGCGCAUCGCCUGGCCUCGCCUCAGAGCUAUACGCCCUCAUCGCCGAGCCGUCCCACGCAUUCACGCCUGCCUUCCUCACUACCCUCCACUCCCUCGCGGCCCGCCACCGCCUCCCGCCUCCCUCCGCGUCGCUCCUUUCCAAGCUCCUCGCGCGCUUCUCCUCCCCAGCCGACGCCGCAAGCUUCCUCCGCGACUCCCUCGCCGCGGGCGCGCCGGCGCCGGAUGUUUCCGCCUUCAACUCCCUCCUUUCCGCGCUCGGCCGCGCUGGCAACCUGCGCGGCAUGACGGAGCUGUUCACCUCCAUGCGAGAGGCCUCCGUCAAGCCUGAUAUCGUCACCUAUGGGAUACUUCUCAACGGGCUCUGCAAGGCAGGCCGCGUGGGGGACGCGCUCAUGGUGCUCGACCGAAUGUCCAGCCCAGGCUCGGACGUCUGCGCGGAUAUUGUCAUCUUGAACACCGUAGUGGAUGGGCUGUGCAAGAUUGGCAGGCUGCAGGAUGCCAUUGUGUUCGUGGAUGAGCGGAUGAGGCGCGUGCAUGGGUGUGCGCCCAACACGGUUACAUAUAACUGCUUGGCUGAUGCGUGUUGUCGAGUGGGGGAUAUUGGCAUGGCUUGCCAAAUUGUGGAGAGAAUGGAGAAAGAGGGUGUGGCACCGAAUGUUAUCACGAUGAACACAAUUGUUGGUGGCUUAUGCCGAGUUGGGAGGGUUGGUGCUGCACUGGAUUUCUUCCACGAGAAGAGGAUAGCUUGGCUGGAGGCCAGGGGCAAUGCUGUGACCUAUAGCACUUUGGUUAGUGCUUUCCUCCACUGCAACAAUGUGGGCAUGGCCAUGGAGUUGUUCCAUGAGAUGGCGGAACAAGGGCAUCCACCAGAUGCAGUCAUGUAUUUCACCAUGAUAUCUGGAUUGACACAAGCAGGGCGGUUGGUGGAUGCUUGCACCAUUGCGACAUCGAUGAAGAAGGCAGGAUUUAAGUUGGACUCAAAGGCAUACAACAUUCUGAUUGGUGGAUUUUGCCGGAAGAAAAGGUUGCAUGAGGCCUAUGAGUUGCUUGAGGAGAUGAAAGGAGCUGGUCUUCAGCCAGAUGUGUACACCUACAAUACCCUGUUGUCUUGUUUGUGCAAAGCAGGAGAUUUCUCAGCUGUGGAUGAAUUAUUGGGGAAUAUGAUUGAUGAUGGCUGUCAGCCUACUGUGGUCACUUUCGGUACACUGGUACAUGGAUAUUGCAAAGCUGGUAAAACAGAUGAGGCAUUAAGAAUUUUCAGGUCCAUGGAUGAGGCCAGGAUUCAACCCAACACUGUAAUAUACAAUACUCUAAUUGACUUCCUCUGCAAGAGCAGAGAAGUUGAUGCAGCUAUCAAGCUGUUUGAUGAGAUGAGGGAAAACAAUGUGCCUGCAAAUGUGACAACCUACAAUGCAUUGUUGAAAGGUCUUCAAGAUAAGAACAUGCUAGAGAAGGCUUUUGAACUUAUGGACCGGAUGAGAGAAGAGAGGUGCACUCCUGAUUAUGUGACUAUGGAUGUUCUCAUGGAAUGGCUGCCUGAAAUUGGUGAAACAGAGAGAUUAAAAUGUUUCAUGCAGCAAAGGGAUCAAAAGGAUAAUCAUGCCUUACAUGUUUGA
Molecule: messenger RNA, 1782 nt
Organism: Miscanthus lutarioriparius
Lineage: Eukaryota; Viridiplantae; Streptophyta; Magnoliopsida; Poales; Poaceae
Source: the annotation of a GenBank genome assembly